Molecule: messenger RNA, 1181 nt
Organism: Onthophagus taurus
Lineage: Eukaryota; Metazoa; Arthropoda; Insecta; Coleoptera; Scarabaeidae
Product: carboxypeptidase B1-like
Biological process (GO): proteolysis
Molecular function (GO): zinc ion binding; metallocarboxypeptidase activity
Source: RefSeq, a predicted model, not a curated record
CCACAAUUUGAUUGAAACGUUGCAUCCGAACAUUUUCACAAUUAUAGAGACACGUAUGUAUGUACAAGAUAUUUAAAUAUUAACGUCAAUGUCAAAGAAGAAAAAUGAUACUUAAAUCAACAUUUUUUUAUUAUCUCUUAAUGGAAAUUUGCGGGCAACCAAAUCGAUGGACAACUCCCCCUAAAGCAAUCCAUUACACGAAACAAAUAAGUUUAAAUGAUGUAUAUAAAAGUUAUAUUAAAGAAAUCGAAGGAUUGAAUCCAAAAACAACAAAAGUUAAAUCAAUAGGAAAUUCUUUCUUGGGAAAGCCGAUUUCAGCAAUCGAAAUUCGACACAGUACUUAUUAUGCUGGAACCGUUUUAAUCGACGCUGGACAAAAUGGAAACGAAUGGCAAUCAGUUAAUAUGGCCCUUUACUUUCUCCGAGAAAUUUUAGUGAAAGAAACUGGCCUUUUGGUGUGGAUAAAAAUUGUUGUUAUUCCUUUAGUAAAUCCGGAUGGUUAUGAAAUAGCUGAAAAUGAUGCAAACUAUUCAAUUAACGUUAACGGUGAUGAUCGUUGUCCCGGAGUAAAUAUUGCAAUGAAUUUUGAUGUUGGUCCGCAACCAAUCUUUUCCGAUUGCAAUUCUUAUCAAGGAAAAAAAUAUUCUUCUGAACCCGAAACGAUUAAUUUAAAAAAUUAUAUUAAAAAAUUAGGCGACGUAAAAUUAUACAUCACUUUACACUCGAAUCAAGAUGCUUUCAUAGGAAUUCCUUUCGCUAAAAAUAACGCAAAACAUUCUUCGGCGAAGAUGAGUGGAAACAUCCACAAAGCUGUAACAGAUAAAUUAAAAGACGUCGAGGUUAAAACAGGAAGUUUAUCGGAAAUAUUUUCGAAAGAAUUCGGAGGAAGUGCUUUAGAUUGGGUUUGUGCAAUUGCAAACGUUGAUAAUUGUAUUUAUAUGAGUUUAAGUAAUUCUCAAGGAAACCUUGAAAAUCAACUUGAAGCAUUUUUCCAUGGAAUUAAAUAUGCAAUUAUUCAAUAUCAUUUAACUGAUACAGCGGUAGCGAUGGCUUUUUCCUUAGAAUGUAUGCACCACAAAAAAGGGAGAUCACAAGGAAAUCAUUUAAAAUUAAAAAUAGGUGGUGCUCAAUACCAACCAACUUUAAAGAAAAACGUCGACAUUAAUCAUGUAGAAAAAUGA